Paecilomyces variotii is the source of this 981-nucleotide messenger RNA. RefSeq names its product allergen Asp f 4. The transcript has a single exon. NCBI's taxonomy places the organism in Eukaryota, Fungi, Ascomycota, Eurotiomycetes, Eurotiales, Thermoascaceae. Gene Ontology annotation, cellular component: extracellular region. The record is from RefSeq and is a predicted model, not a curated record. Bases 1 to 981 code for a protein of 326 amino acids. Gene Ontology annotation, molecular function: IgE binding.
AUGCAGCUCAAGAACUCCCUCCUUCUUCUCACUGCAGUGAGCGCUGGCUCUGCCAUGGGCCGCCUCCACGGCCACGAGCGCCGUCACGCCCAGCUCCACGAGAAGCGUGACGUUGGCGACUGGGUCUACGCUGAGAUCGACGGUGUCUGGGAGUCCUGGAAGAACAACUGGAGCGGCACUCCCACCACUGCUGCCUCUGUUUCCUCUGCUGCUGCCACCACUGCUGCCAGCACCAGCGCUGAGGCGACCCCCGCCGUCACCAGCGCCUCCGCCUCCGCCAGCGCUUCCAGCUCUUCUUCCUCGUCCUCAUCCUCGUCCAGCUCCGACUGGUCUGCCACUCCCGCGGACGGCGUCUUUUCCUGGGAGGGCUUCGGUGGCCGCACUACCCAGUCCGGCAGCGGAGUCGAAUACAAGGGCAAUGUCGGUAGCCCCUACGGAUCCAACAUUCUAGAGGUCUCUGAGGCCGAUGCCCCCAACUACAAAUACGUCGUCCGCUUCGUUGGCGACAACACCGACCCCUGGACCGUCGGUAUCUGGAACAAGAUUGGUCCCGAUGGACAGAUGACCGGCUGGUACGGCAACGCCGUCAAGCAGUUCACCCUCCAGCCCGGUGAGGUCAAGUUCGUCGCUUUCGACGAGGACUCCCAGGGUGGCUGGGGUGCCGCCAAGGGCACCUCGCUCCCCACGGACGAGUACGGUGGCUAUGCCUGCACCUGGGGUGAGUUCGACUUCGGUAACUCUCAGAACGACGGUUUCUCCGGCUGGGACGUUUCUGCCAUCCAGGCUGAGGCUGCCAACCUCACUGUUCAGGGUAUGCAGAUCUGCGAGGCUGCCGGCACUGGCUGCUCUGCUAUCGCCGAUGCUCUGGCUGAGGUGAUCGCUGCCUACACCUACGCUCUCAAGGAGGUCAACGGUAUUGGUGGCAACACGCCCGCUGGUCCUGUCCGUCUCAACACCAUCCUCAACUGGUCCAAGAACUAA